CAGAAAGUAUUAGCAAGCUCUCUAGUCUUAAGUUAUUAGAUAUUUCUGGGAAUUCCUUCAGUGGAGUUGUCUAUGAAACACAUCUUCACAAACUCUCCAAAUUGGAACACCUUGAUUUAUCUUACAACUCUUUGACUUUGAAAUUGGCAAACAACUGGGUCCCUCCUUUUCAACUCCAACAUCUUGGUUUGAGAUCUUGCAUGAUAGGUCCACAAUUCCCUUCUUGGCUUCAAACACAGUCAAAUAUUUCACACAUUGAUUUAUCUUAUUCAGGAAUUUCUGAUACCAUUCCAACAUGGUAUUUCAAUACAAUUUCUAGUUUAAGAUAUUUGAAUUUAUCUUUCAAUCAGAUCGAGGGUACCUUGCCAAACAUUCCAUUGCCAUCGAAUCAUUCUCCUGUUGUUGAUCUAAGCUCCAACCAAUUCCAUGGACAUAUCCCACUAAAUUCCCUCUUCAAUGCAAAUAUGUUGAAUCUUUCUAAUAACACUCUUAAAGGAUUUGAUCCUCUCUUUUGCAACUCAUUACUUGAUCAUGGGACUCUAAAGAUUCUUGAUCUUUCUAAUAACCAACUAUUUGGAAACCUUCCGGAUUGUUGGUUUCGGCUACAAAAUUUGAUAUUUCUGAACUUGCACAACAACAGAUUGUUUGGAGUGAUCCCCAACUCAAUUUCUUCUCUAUAUCAAAUUCAAUUUCUUGAUUUGAGAAAAAAUAACUUUUCUGGGACUUUACCAUCAUCCAUGAUGAAUUGCACUCACUUGAUAUUUUUAGAUGUUGGAGAGAACAACUUGGAAGGGACUAUACCAAUGUGGAUUGGGGAAACACUAACAAUUUUGCUUAUCUUGCAACUCAAGUCUAAUAAUUUCCAUGGAUCAAUACCAUCAACUCUAUGUCAUCUUCAGUAUAUACAAAUAUUAGAUAUGUCCCAUAAUAAUAUACAUGGUCCUAUCCCAUCAUGUAUAAAUAAUUUCACAACUAUGGUCGAAUUAUCUGUAAUUUCUGAUUCCGUCGAUGCAGUAAUCUAUCAUAAUGACCUUCUCUCUUCACUUCGAUAUUUAAUUAAUGCAUUGGUAACUUGGAAAGGAAAGGAAUAUACAUUCCAAAAAUAUUUGGGAUUAUUGAGAAUCAUUGACCUUUCGAGUAAUAGAUUGAUUGGAGAUAUUCCCAUGGAGCUUACAAAUCUUGUGGAAUUAGUUCAAUUGAACUUGUCAAGGAAUAAUUUGAGUGGAUGCAUACCAGAGAAUAUUGGCAACUUAAGUAAACUAGAAGCACUUGAUUUCUCCCACAACAAUUUUACUGGCAAAAUUCCUAUUGGCUUGGGGGAAGUAUCUUUCUUGCAAUACUUGGACCUUUCGUAUAAUCAUUUGUCAGGAAGUAUCCCCACAGGUACUCAAUUACAAAGUUUCGAUGCUUCUUCAUAUGUUGGAAACGAUAAAUUAUGUGGACUUCCUCUUUUGAUCAAAUGCCCUGGAGAUCAUAAUCCAAUUUUAAAGGAGGAUGAUCCUCAUGAUUCAAAUUUUGAUGAUCAAAGAUGGUUUGACAUGUCAUGGUUUUACGUUGGACUCGAAGUUGGAAUUGCUCUUGGUUUUAUUGGAGUUUGUGGAGCUUUGUAUAGAAACUCAUUCUUAUUGGAUGCUUGCUUGUGUUUGGGGUGUUUUAAUCAAUUUGGAGAUUGGCUUUAUGUGGUGAUUAACAUUUGAAUUUCUAAAUUGAAGACAUACCUUCAAAGCUAGAUGAUUCCUUUUUGGAGAUCUCAUCUUGGAGAACUGGUAAUAAUUUUGUUGUAUAGU
Molecule: messenger RNA, 1787 nt
Organism: Cannabis sativa
Lineage: Eukaryota; Viridiplantae; Streptophyta; Magnoliopsida; Rosales; Cannabaceae
Product: receptor-like protein EIX2
Exons: 2
Coding region: 201-1697 (498 amino acids)
Molecular function (GO): protein binding
Source: RefSeq, a predicted model, not a curated record